AUGGCACACUAUUCUGACGGCGGCGAAGCGCUUCUGGAAUCUUUCCGCGCUUUGGAUAUCGACUACAUCUUCUGUUCGUCAGGAUCGGAAUGGGCACCCCUGUGGGAGGCCGUGACUCGGCAGAAAAUUUCGCAGUCACCUGGCCCCGUCUAUCUCGAUUUCAUGCACGAAACCCUCGCUGUAGAUAUGGCCAUCGGCUACACGCUUGUCAGCGGACGGAUGCAGGCCGUUCUGCUCCACGCCACCCCCGGUCUACUGCAGGGCGCCAACGGCAUCCAUGGCGCUCUCCUGGCUGACGUGCCGAUGCUGGUAUUUUCUUCCGAAGCCAACUCCUAUGGCGACCGAAAAGACGUCGAUCCGGGCUCGCAAUGGUAUCGAAAUCUCUCAAUCGUUGGCGGACCACAUUCUGUUGUCGACCGGAUCGUUAAAUGGUCCUGCCAAAUCCCCGGCAUCGAAACACUUUAUGAAUUUACAAAGCGAGCUGGCGAGAUCGCGCAGCGCACGCCCUCCGGGCCGGUUUAUCUCAAUUGCCCCGUCGAAGUGCUGCUUGAGCCAUGGGGAAAACCCGCCAACGCCAAGGCUGUCGCUACUCCCGGAACAAGCUAUGCCGGCCCUUCCGAUAUUUCAGCACUGGCUGAGGAGAUCAACGCCGCUUCCCACCCAAUUAUCAUAACCGAGUCCGUGGGACGGCAGCAGGGCGGCUAUGAUGCGCUGGUAGCAUUCGCAGAGGCUUUCGACACACCCGUAUUCGAGCCGCAGUCGGCGACCUGCGCCAAUUUCCCGAAAGACAAUCCGCUCUAUCUGGGCGGUAAUGUCGAUGGCAUGCGCGGUAAGACCGACCUUAUCGUGUUGGUCAAUUGCCGAUCUCCCUGGUACCCACCGUCCAAUACGUUUCCCAAUGCCCGAGUGGUUGUGGUCGACGAUGUUCCGCAGCGGCCCCAAAUGGUCUAUCAGGUGCUGCACGCUGACCGCUAUGCGACCGGCAAUGUGCCCCAUACGUUGCGCGAAGCUGCCAAACUGGCAAACGGUAGUCCGGAACGCCGCGCGGUCGUGGAAAAACAGCACUUGGACCAACGUGAAAAACGGCUGGACGCGGAGUCCGCUGCACGGGCUAAGGCCGAUGCCAUCGACGCGGUGACGCUUGCAACGACCCUGCGAAAGCAUUUGCCUGAAGAUUAUCGCAUCUUCGAUGAGACGAUCACUCACGCUCGUGUCGUACAGCAACACAUCCGCCCAAGCCGCGCCUCGAGCUACUUCUAUGUGCAAGGGGGGUUGGGCCAGGGAAUAGGCGUUGCGCUUGGCGGCAAGCUGGCCGCCCCCGAUACAUUCACUGUUCUCACCGUGGGUGAUGGCUCGUUUCUCUACAACCCCAUCGUCCAGGCUCUGCAAGCGUCAAAGCAGAACGGUUUGCCCAUCCUCAUGGUGGUCUUCAACAACAGGCAAUAUCUGUCGAUGAAAUACAACCAUCUGCGGUUCUACCCGGAUGGCGAUUCCGUCGAGCAGAAGAUGUUCCAUGGCGUCGACCUUGGCGAUCAGCCUCCACUCGAAGCUUUUGCCGAGCCCUUCGGCUUCAAAGGCAUCGCCGUGUCCGAUCCGGCAGGCCUCGAACGUGCCGUCCGGGACGCGAUCAAGAGCGUCGAAGCCGGCACGACAACGAUCCUCAACGUCUACGUCGCCAAAUAA
Molecule: messenger RNA, 1683 nt
Organism: Symbiodinium necroappetens
Lineage: Eukaryota; Dinophyceae; Suessiales; Symbiodiniaceae
Source: the annotation of a GenBank genome assembly